Molecule: messenger RNA, 1246 nt
Organism: Labrus mixtus (cuckoo wrasse)
Lineage: Eukaryota; Metazoa; Chordata; Actinopteri; Labriformes; Labridae
Gene: exoc1l
Product: exocyst complex component 1 like
Exons: 3
Coding region: 216-785 (189 amino acids)
Source: RefSeq, a predicted model, not a curated record
ACGCGGUCAGACCGGCAGCUCCCUCCCGACCACUGCCAGGUUUCAGCCUUCUGUGUCACAACCCGCUUCAUCGUUUUCUCGCUUGGACUUUCCGUCUCUCGCCGCUCGUCUUGUUGUCUUCUCGCCUUCAGUUUCUCAUCUUAAGGGAUUUUUUUUAUUUUCUUUUACCACCCCUACUAACCAGUCUUGAUUCUUCUGUUCCUCCGUCUCCAGUGAUGUCGUCUCUUCUGAAGGAGGAGAUGCAGAGAGUUUUAUUCCGACCUUCGAAACAGAGACUGGUGGAGUUUAUUGAGAUUGAGGAGCCAUUGGGCGGAAGACAUUUUCUCUGCGUCUCAGCCGCUAAAGGCAAAGUGGUGCAGUUGAGCAUAGUGCGAUGUCAGAUAUCUCAGGCGCCCCUGAAGUCUGGCUCCAAGAAGUCCAGCACCAAACGCUCCAGCAUACAGGAGUGCUACCGGAGGACGGAGGUCUGGUCCCUGCAAGACCUGACUCUGGUGGACGGACGAGACGCCGAUGUGGAUGACCCCUGCUUCCUGCUGCACUUUGACAAGGUGCGCACAGUGACGGCCACCAGCUGCUCAGCCAAAUACGCUUUUGUGCGAGCCCUGGUGGUGCUCAGCGACCAGCACUGUCAGCGGUCACUGAACCUGACGAACUUUGACUGGGCCUACAUCAAGCCCACCUCCUUUUACUCCAACAGAGGAGACUGUGUGGUUUUAUCACAGAUAUGCUUCUAUGCAUUCAAUCUUGUAUGUCUGUCCAUGUGUCCCGUGCCCCUGGAUGCAUAAUCAAAUGACACAAUGAUAGUUUGUGUUUUUGUGUGUGUGUGCCAAGUGAGGUAUGUGUGUGAACAAAAACAAAGUAAUGCAUAAAACUUGCUGGUUGGUGGAUUCUAAAUCACAUUAAAGUUGUUUGGAUGAUGAGUUAUUCCCAGUUAAAUGUCUAUUACAUUUAUAUUCUGCUGUUCUAAAUUUAAACAACUUGGUAUUUGUAACUCUCUAACCUUCUUUUGUGAUCUUUCCAUGUAUCCUUUUCUUUUGGGCUGUAGAGAACAGACCAAAUCAUGUUUUUUUGUAGGCCAACCUGGAAGUAGCAUCGCCAUGAGGUCUAUGGAGAAUUUGCCUAUGGGAUUUUUUAGAUCAUUGUAGAAAAUAAGCUCUGUGGCAAACACACGUUUAUGAUGAGUAGGCGUUUUGUUCAGCAGGAUAAUCUUCACAGAUGAACGCCAUUUUUAUGAUGUUUGAAGUGU